Molecule: messenger RNA, 1977 nt
Organism: Penicillium antarcticum
Lineage: Eukaryota; Fungi; Ascomycota; Eurotiomycetes; Eurotiales; Aspergillaceae
Exons: 3
Coding region: 1-1977 (658 amino acids)
Source: RefSeq, a predicted model, not a curated record
AUGUUUUCCAAAUCCAACAACGCAGCAACUUUGGGUGUUGGAAGCAUUAUGGGCUUCCUGCUAUUACCUCAUACGCUUCGCCAGCCAUGGGUCAAAUCUUUCUGUUACCUCCUCGUCGGUACAUUAAUUUUGAACAAUUCUCAGAUUGAUUGGACCAAGGUUAGUCUGGCCAUGUUUUCUUUGAGCAUGUUGGCGAUCUUAGGAGCUGGAUCAGCCUGGAUGCUCAUGGCAGCCUAUUUCCGACGCCAGUUGGUCCUCAUGGGUGAUCAAAACGGCGGCAAAGCAAACGACUUCAUUGGCCGACCUCUUCUCUUUCCAACCAAACUGUCCCAUUCUCGUAUGUUUCCUGAAAGAUAUAACUAUUGGUAUAGCUAUUUUGUUGUUGGCAUACCGGUGGGGCUUAGCGGGCAUAUCGGAUCUGUGCUAUCGAUAGAUGAAACCCGGUCAGACGAGGGUGGAGUGGUAACGCAAAGCGCCUCUCGCAGCUGCUGGUUCACGAUAGAUCAUCGGUACUACCUGGAUCACGGGGACAAUCCAAGGGGUCUAGAGGGAAAGCUUCACGCGUUCCUACAAUCCAAGGGCGAGAACCCAAUCCAAUGGCCAUAUGCAUAUAUGAUCAGCACGCCACACUUUUUGUGGUCUACCAAGAAUACAGUCUCCUGGUUUUUCCUGUAUUCAGAUAGUAGGGCACUUGAUGCUAUGGUGUUGGAGAUCAAUAACUCUUUUGGGGAAAAGAAGCUGGUCUUCUUCCGCUUCAGUCCUUUUGGCCAAGAGAUCGAGCAGCGUGAGGAACCAGACAACGUGGACAGCGCCAUAGCUACCACCAAUGAAGGACCGCAGUCAAUGAACUUCCUUCAAUCAAGGUCCAAAUUCAAGACUUAUAAAGCAAAAUGGGACAAGGACAUGUUCAUUUCUCCCUUUGAAAAGGUAGAAGGCUACCUGGUCACUAGUUGCGAUGAUCCAUGCAAUUCUGUCUCGGGCAACAAGGGGCCUUUCAAUACCAACUCGACACUCUUCUCUCCGGACGGAAAGCCAAAAUUGAUCAGUCGAGUAUUCUCCUGGGGACAGCCAAUUGAUCCGCUAUCUGAUUCAGCCGGGAAGCUUAUCAAAUUCCUUGCGGGAUGGUGCUUUGUCGGAGCGUUAACAAAAUUCCGGAUUCUUCACCAGGCGUUUCGUGUUUGGUCCCGCGGCAACCUAACUUAUCUGCAGAAGCCAGAGGUCAGAAAAGAGAACAUUUCUCGUAUCGGGACAGAAGUUGAAAGAUCUUUCGAGUCUUACUUUCGCAUGUAUAUCUCUUUUCUUGCAGCAAAUACUCCAUUCCCAUUGCAGAUCACCUACAAGCCCUCUGCUUCUCCUACUCUGUGCCCCGAGGAGUUUUAUUCCAUAUCGGCAAAGUCAGAGACGACAGAGAUGCAGAAACUCACUAUUCAAGUUCUGACUCCGGGUGUUUACAUCGCUAUAUUGGGCCACACUAAUGCAGCACAAGGUUUUGAUGCUCAGAUUCAACCCUCGCCAGUUCCAGCGGAUAACUCAUCCAACUCUCUCUGGGUUUCUGAUAGGCCCCUUAUAGAGCAACUCCUUGCGUGUGCCGAUUCAGCCACUUCUGCACCAGAAAUCUCUCUCACGUGGGGACACAGAAGUAGAAAAUGGCUGAUCACCUGGCUCCGGAAGUCAAAAUCCACCGAACUGACUUUUGUGGAUCGAUUUGUGUAUCGCCGCCUAUGUGCAAACAUGCAGAGAGAUUAUCAAUAUCGGAUGAUUCGGCUUCUUCUCCCUCACCGGUUCGGGCUUCUGGCCUCCGACGGUAUGCUUUUCGCGUACAACGCCAUCGGACGGGUGAUCAUUGCAUGCUUAGGGCUGCGAUUGGCUUAUCGAAGUAACAUCGUCUCGCACUUCGCGAAACUUGAGGACCUUUCAAUCGCUUUGAGCGUAUGCAUGUUGCUAUAUGGAACUUGGAAGUUGGGUAGCUCUUACUAG